This is a messenger RNA of Poeciliopsis prolifica (blackstripe livebearer), 2977 nucleotides long. RefSeq names its product protein CIP2A homolog. NCBI's taxonomy places the organism in Eukaryota, Metazoa, Chordata, Actinopteri, Cyprinodontiformes, Poeciliidae. The record is from RefSeq and is a predicted model, not a curated record.
CAGAAGCGCGAGGACGUUACUGCCGGGGAGACUGUUGAUGUUUCCCGAAGACAGAAAAAAAUAACCCAGGAUGGACAUAGCGACGUGUUUAAAGUCUCUGCUGGUGGCCAUCCAGCAGUACAGAGACAGCAGGACCGUUCAGCACACUGCGCAGCUGCAGAAACAGGUGGAGGAGCUUUCCGCCCUGAAGUGUGACGGCCUGCUGUCCUCGGGUCAGUUUUUACCCACAGAGUGUGUGAGUGGACUGGUGGAGCUGGCAGGAAACCCGAGCACCAGCCCGGUUCUGACCAGCGGCAUCAUCUCCCUGCUGGCCCAGCUGGGGAACGAUGACGCCAGUCGGGAAGUUCUUCACAGCAGCUACAACCUGACCAGCACGCUGGCUGCUGUCAUCCAUCACUAUGGCAACACACCUGGGGAUCCUCUGGUGCUGCAGUGUCUCCAGGUGCUGCAGAAACUGACCUACAACACUCGCACCUUCCAGUUCUCAAACUACAUCCGCGAGCUCAUCAGUUUUCUCCUGACCAACAUCCAGUCGCAGAACGAGGACGUGGUCAUGCCGUGCCUCGGCCUGCUGGCCAAUCUGUGCCGGGACAACCCGUCAGUGCAGAGCCACAUCAAGUCCAUGGAGAACGUGAGGCAGCUGUACCGAACUCUGAUCAACUUCCUGGCUCACAACAGCCUGACGGUGGUGAUCUUCACGCUGUCCAUCCUGGCCAGCCUGACUCUGAAUGAGAAGGUUGGCGAGAAGCUUUUUGAGGCAAAGAACAUCCAUCAGACUUUCCAGCUGGUGUUCAACAUCAUCGUGAACGGCAGCGGCACGCUGACCAGGAAGUACGCCGUCGACCUCCUGAUCGACCUGCUGAAGAGCCCCAAAGUAGUCGAUUACCUGAGCAGGUAUCAGCACUUCUCAGCCUGCGUUUCUCAGGUUCUGGGGCUGCUGCACCUGAAAGACGCCGACUCUGCAGCCACGGUGCUGCAGCUCCUCCUGUCCAUGUGCAGCGUCGCUGCUCUGCGCUCGCAGCUCUGCGACGUCGUCUUCCGGCCAGUCAGCGCCAAACUCAGAGCGGCCGGCCACAGACAGGCGGGCGAGGCGAACGGGGGCCGGAAAGCCGAGUGUGGGCUGGCUCUGGUGCAGUGGCUCAGCUCGCCUGUGGAGGGCGCCGAGAAAUGCUCGCUGCAGACGCUGCAGCUGCUGACGGAGCUGCUGGAGGAGUCGCUGGGAGCGGAGAGCGUGUCUGAAUCCACGCUCAGCUUCGUGGAGAUGUUGCUUCCGGUCGCAUUGGGGCUUCUGAAGGGCCUGGAUCCUGCAAAGGGAGACGCUCACCUCAGCAAACACUGCCACCGCAUCACACACGUCUGCACCCUGCUGCUCACCCUCUGCUGCCAGGAUCACACCAGAUCUCUGGUGUCCUCUCAGGUGAGCGCUCAGCUCUGCCUCUCGCAGGUAGAAACUCUCCUCUCCUGUUGCCAUAGCAACGGCCCCCUGACUUGCCUGCCUCCCGUCUCCGGUAGCAACUUCAGCCAGUUGUGUGCAGAAGCUCUGCUGAAGGUUCUGGAGCUGAUGAGCCGCCUGAGGCAGCAGGUGAAGGACAUGGAGACGAGCUUCUACAGGAUGCUGCAGGACCAGAGGACGGUGACCCCCCUGUCUCUGGCUCUGACCUCACACCACAGGGAGCGCGUGCAGACCGGACUCGCCCUGCUGCUGGAAGCCACGCCCCUUCCAGACUUCCCAGCACUGCUCCUGGGGGAAAGCAUCGCCGCCAACAACGCAUACCGCCAGAGGGAGGCGGAGCUGUCGGCGAAGCGCCUCGCCGUGCAGGAAGUCCCGCCUCCCUGCAUGAACACCAGCGUGAUGGAUGCCUCCAGCAGCAACAAGAGCGUGAGCAAUCUGGUGGAGAAGCUGCAGACCGGCAUGGAGCUGCAGGAACUGACGAAAGACUCACCUCUGUCUGAGAUCAUCGAUGUUUAUGAGCAGAAACUGGCUGGGUUUGCUUCCAAGGAGAGCCGCCUGCAGGACCUGCUGGAGGCCAAAGCUCUGGCUCUCUCUCAGGCCGACCGGCUGAUCGCUCAGUACCGACUGCAGAGAGCUCAAGCUGAGGCAGAGGCGCGGAAGCUGGCCUGCCUGCUGAAGGACGCGGAGCGCCGGCGGGAGGAUCUGCAGGGCGAGCUGGGGAACCAGGUUCUGGAGGUGGAGCGCUCCAGAGCCGACAUGGAGGAGCUGCUGCAGCACAACGCUCGGCUGCAGAGGGACUCUGAGGAGCACCAGACUCUGAAAGGAGCUUACAAUGCUCUGCUCAACAGGUUUAAUGAAACGGAGCGUUUGCUGAAGGAGCUGCAGGCGGCCCACAUUUCUCUGAGCAAACAGAGCGACACGCUGAGGAAGAACCACGAAGCUCUGCAGCUGCACAAAGACAGAAUCACAUCAGAGCUGCAGGAGAGAGAGGCGGAGGUCAAAUCCCUCCAGCUGGAAGUAGAGAAGAAGAACAGCGACGUUGCAGGUCUGCAUGCAAACCUGCGGUCCAAAGAGGAGACGCUGAGGGAAAAGGACCAGGAGAGGAGAGAGCUGGAGGAGACGGUGGACGUUCUCAGGAAGGAGCUGAACAAAACGGAGCAAGCCAAGGACGUUAGCAUCAAGGCGUCGUCUCUGGAGCUGCAGAAGAGCCAACUGGAGAGCAAGUUAAAGCAGAAAGAAGACGAGCUGAACAAGCACUCGGCCAUGAUCGCCAUGAUCCACAGCCUGAGCAGCGGGAAGCUGAAGAGCGACGUCAACCUGUCGCUCUGACCACAGCGCCUCCACCAGGACGGGAGAGGAGCGACACUUAUGAACUCAAAGCUCAUUCUAAACAUUAAUUCACUUUAGACUCAAUAAAACACAUGAAUUAAUAUCUUUUUUUCUGAACUUAUACUGAACUUUUUAUAUGUUUCUUGUUUGUUUUUAUUGUUUAUAUUUGUAUGUAAAUGCAGUCAAUAAAUUAAU